AUGGUUCAAUGGUGGGACAGCGCGAAGAUUGACGCUACUGUCACCCGACAGUUCGUCUGCCGGUUUCUGUCGCCCGAAGAAAUCGAGCGCCUGGACAGACCUUUGGUCUCCGCCGGCGGACUGGCAAACGGGACCUACUGGGACGGGAUCAACACUAGGGCCAAGCGUGUCUUCCUGAUCCUCGUCGACCUGAAGAUUGCGCCUCAGAUCUUUGGCAUAAUCGACAACUCAUGGGACGAUCAUGACUUGCCCGUUCCCGCCGACCAAAUCGGCCGCCUCAAGUUAACGCCUGUCAAGGACGACAAAGUCGAGCGCAAGUUCUUCGUCCGCCAGUUCAACUACCUUUUAAAGCCCUUCAGGCGGGGAGAUCACAUAGUUUUCGACGAGCACGAGAUCGUUCCUCUUGAAGUUAUCGAACGCCGAACGGCUGGCAACAAUGCUAUUGACAAGGUCGUCUUGCCAAACUGCCCUGGUUCAGUCUUUUACCGUCGUCGCAUCCCUCUCGGCAACGGCCCCAACCAGCUCUCUCGAGGAGACUUUGUAGAGAUUAUCAACAGCAUCAGAGGUGUACAAAAUGACCACUUGAUCUCCUACUGCGCAUCGUACACUCAGCACGGAGCAGCAUAUACUCUCUUCACACCGGCUACAGACUCCAACUUGAAGUCCUUUCUCAGCAAUACUCCAUCAUCCUUCAAGAACCUUCUUAAGAAAGACCGGAGACGAAUGAUCAUGAACUGGAUACUCUGUCUCGCCGACACUCUCGCUUACCUUCACAGCCGGAGAAUGUCCCACGGCAACAUUAAGCCUUCGACAAUACUUUUCACCACCCAGCUCCACAUCUUCUACUCUGACUUUACCAGACUCAAUCCUGAGAUCCUGGCUGGAUACUCAGAUAAACAUUCGUUCGACCGAGAGUCUUACGACUAUGCGGCACCGGAGCAAUGGUUUCGUCCAACCGGCGGCCCGGCUAGUCCUAUGGGUCGCAAAGCGACAAUGGCCAUGUCGACUUCUCCAGAAGCUCACACAAACUUUUCGAUUCCCAGGAGCGAUAACCUCAGUAGCCCAAACGCAAUGUUGAACACACCCAACCCUCAACUGAGCCCGCAAGCUGCCGACAUCUUCUCGCUCGGGUGCGUCAUUUUGGAUCUGAUGAGCUACCUCGUCAAGAAGACGACCAAGAGUUUUGCAGCUCACCGCGCUGCAAAGCACAAAACCCCAGGUCGCGGGGGAGCUGUGCCGGACUCGUCAUUCCACAAAAACCUGGGGCAAGUCGAAUCCUGGAUGUCCAUACUGGCUAAGGAGGCGUCGAAGAAAGCGUCUGACCUGGAUGGCGGUUCCGUGUUUCGAGGCAUCGUCCCGUUGAUGCACAUCGUAGCCCGCAUGCUCUCUGCGAAUCCAAAUGAUCGUCCACCCGCAGCCGAGGUGCAAAAUCAAAUUUACCACACCUUGACAAAUUCAUGUGGUAUCACUGAGCCGCAUUGUGUUCACCAGUAUGGCGGUUGGGACUUUGGAAUAUCGCACUUGCGAAUCCAGCCUGUAAUUCCCAACACCGAAUUCAUGCCGCAGUUGAUCCGGCAAAACUCGUUGCCACAGUCGUCCAGACGUGACAGUGGCAGCGUGAGCGGAAGCAUCAGCCCGAGAGGCUUGGUCCAUUCAAGGACAAAUAGCAGUGGCGGGAUGUCGAGCAACAGCGGGGUCAGCAGUGCGGCGAGCAGCGAGCAAGAUCGAGAUCAGGACCAGGAGCUCGGGGCCGGAUUCACAGCGUUGCGAAACAUUCGAGUACCUCCGGUGAGAUCGCCAGGUGCGUGGGACUCCGGCCCCGCUGUACGGGGAGGUCGUGGCGAUCAAGCUCCGGUGUACUAG
Molecule: messenger RNA, 1863 nt
Organism: Colletotrichum truncatum
Lineage: Eukaryota; Fungi; Ascomycota; Sordariomycetes; Glomerellales; Glomerellaceae
Product: protein kinase domain-containing protein
Biological process (GO): protein phosphorylation
Molecular function (GO): protein serine/threonine kinase activity; ATP binding
Source: RefSeq, a predicted model, not a curated record